Myotis lucifugus (little brown bat) is the source of this 7581-nucleotide messenger RNA. It is a transcript of the gene MARF1, whose product is annotated as meiosis regulator and mRNA stability factor 1. The record is from RefSeq and is a predicted model, not a curated record. Gene Ontology annotation, biological process: post-transcriptional gene silencing. Gene Ontology annotation, molecular function: mRNA base-pairing post-transcriptional repressor activity; RNA nuclease activity; CCR4-NOT complex binding. The transcript is spliced from 28 exons. NCBI's taxonomy places the organism in Eukaryota, Metazoa, Chordata, Mammalia, Chiroptera, Vespertilionidae. Gene Ontology annotation, cellular component: peroxisome; cytoplasm.
CGGAAGUGAAGGGCGCGCUUGGCGGCGGCGGCGGGAGCUGCGGAGUCGGGAAUCAAAACAAAGGGCCUGGCGGGGCGGGGGGAAGGCGGCGGGGUCGGAAUGUGAGCGAAGGUGGAGCAGGCUGUAGAGGGUGGAAGAAUGAAAGAAAAGAAAGGUGAAAGAAUGUUGAACAACUUUGUGUGGCUAUAUGAUGGAAGGAAACGGAACUGAGAACUCCUGUAGUAGAACACUCGGAUGGCUUCAACAAGAUAAUGGUGCUAAGCCAUGGCUUUGGAAAUUCUCUAAUUGCUUUUCUCGUCCUGAGCAGAUGUUGCCACUUAGUCCCCAAACGAAAGAUUACAUGGAGAACAAGAAAGUUGCUGUGGAAUUAAAGGAUGUACCAUCUCCCCUUCAUACUGGCUCUAAACUUUUUCCAGCAGUUCCACUUCCAGAUACUCAUUCUCUUCAGCAAACUAAAAUACAGCUUCCAACUGUCCCCAAAGUAAGCUGCUGUGCUCAUUGCACUAAUGAACCCUCCACUUCACCAAUGCAUUUUGGUGGUGGCGGUGGCGGUGGCGGUAGCGGAGGUACUGGUAGCUUGAUUCACUCGGGCACAGUGUUAGACUCACAGAGCACCAGGACAAUCACAUGCCAGGUAGGGUCAGGACUUGCUUUUCAGUCUUCACCUUCACUCCAGAAUGCCUUAGCUAGGAACAGUAUGGCCGGCAUUGCAAGUGACUUUCCCAGCACGUGUCCAGAAAGUAACCUCUCUUCCUGCCAACACCUGCCCUGUUGUGGAAAGCUCCAUUUCCAGUCAUGCCAUGGUAACGUGCACAAGCUACAUCAGUUCCCGGCUCUCCAGGGCUGCACCUCUGCUGGCUAUUUCCCCUGUUCUGAUUUCACAAGUGGGGCUCCAGGGCAUUUGGAAGAGCACAUUUCACAGUCGGAGCUAACACCUCACUUGUGCACCAGCUCUUUGCACCUAAAUGUGGUCCCUCCGGUGUGUUUAAAGGGCUCCCUUUACUGCGAAGACUGUCUAAACAAGCCGGCAAGAAAUAGUAUAAUUGCUGCUGCUAAAGUCUGGCCAAAUAUACCACCUCCAAAUACUCAAACUGCACCUGUUACUGUUCCUCUGUGUAAUGGCUGUGGAACCAAAGGGAAGGAGACCACAUUGUUAUUGGCGACCAGUCUAGACAAAGCUGCUUCGAAAUUUGGCUCACCAGAAGUUGCACUAGCUGGACAGCUGCUGGAAAACUUACCCCCCAUUGGAGUUUUUUGGGAUAUUGAAAACUGCUCAGUUCCCUCUGGCCGCUCAGCCUCUGCUGUUGUACAUAGAAUCCGUGAGAAGUUUUUUAAAGGCCAUAGAGAAGCAGAAUUCAUCUGUGUUUGUGACAUCAGUAAAGAAAACAAAGAAGUUAUUCAAGAGCUGAAUAAUUGCCAGGUAACUGUUGCCCACAUCAAUGCUACUGCGAAGAAUGCUGCUGAUGAUAAACUCCGCCAGAGUCUCCGAAGGUUUGCAAAUACGCACACUGCUCCAGCUACUGUGGUUCUUGUGUCGACUGAUGUCAAUUUUGCCUUGGAACUUAGUGACCUGAGACACAGACAUGGUUUCCACAUAAUUUUGAUCCAUAAAAACCAGGCCUCAGAAGCACUGCUGCAUCAUGCUAAUGAAUUGAUUAGAUUUGAAGAAUUCAUUUCCGACUUGCCCCCCAGGUCACCACUAAAAAUGCCAUGCCACACUCUGCUCUAUGUUUAUAACCUACCAGCAAAUAAAGAUGGCAAGAGCGUCAGCAACAGGCUCAGACGCCUGUCCGACAACUGUGGUGGGAAAGUGCUGAGCAUCACGGGCUGCAGUGCAAUCCUCCGCUUCAUAAACCAAGAUAGUGCAGAACGGGCUCAGAAGCGAAUGGAAAAUGAAGAUGUCUUUGGGAAUAGGAUCAUCGUGUCAUUUACUCCCAAAAAUAAAGAACUCUAUGAGACAAAUAGUUCAAAUGCAAUUCCUGAUAAAGUGAAGUCUCCAAAAAAACUUAAGAUUCCAAAAUUGUGCCUCAUCAAAGAUGCAAAUGAGCAAUCUUCCAGUGCCAAAGCCAUGCCUGGAAAAGGGUCGCAGGCAAAUUCUGGAUCUGCUGCAAAAAACACAAAUGUGAAAAGUUUACAGGAGCUGUGCCGUCUGGAGUCAAAAACUGGUACUAGAAACAGUGAAUCCCAGCAGGGUAACCUGAGGCUGGUGGCACCUCCUCACAGAAACUCGAGUGUCGUAGCACCCACACUAAAAAACUCCGGGUUGGCAGAAUCCGUUUACAAAACCAAUCCAAAAAAAGAGAACCUCAGUGCCCGAAGUGUUACCAGUUCUCCUGUAGAGAAAAAAAACAAAGAGGAGACUUUGUUCCAAGUGAGUUACCCGUCUGCUUUUAGCAAGUUGAUUGCAUCCAGGCAAAUCAGUUCUCUGCUCACAUCUCCAUCUUGGUCUUCUCGUGUUGCAAAUUCAAGCAUUGGUGCCGACUGCCCAGACCCAUUUGCAAAUGGUGCUGAUAUCCAGAUCAGUAACAUAGACUACAGAGUAUCCCGGAAGGAGCUGCAGCAGCUCAUACAGGAAGCAUUUUCUAGGCAUGGCAAGGUGAAGAGUGUGGAGCUCAGCCCCCACACAGAUUAUCAGCUCAGGGCUGUUGUUCAAAUGGAAAACUUACAAGAAGCAAUCAGUGCGGUGAAUACCCUCCACAGAUACAAAAUUGGCAGUAAGAAGAUCCUGGUCUCACUUGCCACAGGAGCUGCUAAUAAAUCACUCUCUUUACUGAGUGGAGAAACCAUGUCUAUUCUUCAGGACGCUCCUGCCUGUUGUCUGCCUCUUUUAAAAUUUACAGAUAUCUAUGAAAAAAAGUUUGGACACAAGCUGAAUGUGUCAGAUUUAUAUAAAUUAACAGACACAGUCGCCAUCCGUGAACAUGGGAAUGGAAGACUGGUGUGUCUCUUACCCAGCAGUCAAGCUCGACAGAGUCCCUUGGGGUCUUCCCAGUCCCAUGACGGCUCCUCAACAAAUGGCAGUCCAAUUAUAUUUGAAGAGUUAGAAUAUCAUGAGCCUGUCUGCAGACAGCAUUGUUCCAAUAAGGAUUUCAGUGAACACGAAUUUGAUCCAGACUGUUACCAGAUUCCUUUUGUGAUUCUCUCUUUGAAGAUGUUUGGGCCCCAGGUUCAUAGUCUUCUGCAGACACACGAGGGCACUGUGCCUUUAUUAAGUUCUCUUUAUAGAAAAUCUCUCUCUCUGUCCACACCUCUCCCCAAGAAAGUGUCCUUAGCCUCGUAGUCACUUAAAAUAUAUCUGAAAUGGGUCCAUUCNAAGCCCCCUCCUCCAAACACAGACCCUUGGCUUCUGCGGUCUAAAAGUCCUGUAGGUAACCCCCAGCUGAUCCAGUUCAGUAGAGAAGUGAUUGACUUACUGAAGAGCCAACCAUCCUGUAUCAUGCGAAUUAGUAAUUUCAUCCCAUCCUAUCACCACCAUUUUGCAAAGCAAUGCCGGGUGUCAGACUAUGGAUAUUCCAAGCUGAUUGAAUUAUUAGAAGCAGUGCCUCAUGUGUUGCAGAUUCUCGGAAUGGGCUCCAAACGCUUGUUGACCCUUACACACAGGGCCCAGGUGAAGCGCUUUACUCAGGAUUUACUAAAACUUCUCAAAUCCCAGGCCAGCAAACAGGUUGUUGUGAGAGAAUUCUCUCAGGCUUAUCAUUGGUGUUUCUCAAAGGACUGGGAAGUCACCGAAUAUGGGGUCUGUGAGUUGAUCGAUAUUGUAUCGGAGAUUCCAGACACAACCAUCUGCCUGUCCCAACAAGAUAAUGAAAUGGUGAUUUGUAUCCCCAAAAGAGAACGUACCCAGGAUGAAAUAGAAAGGACAAAACAGUUCUCCCAGGAUGUGGUUGAUUUGCUGAGGCACCAGCCCCAUUUCCGGAUGCCCUUUAAUAAGUUCAUCCCCUCUUACCAUCACCACUUUGGCCGGCAGUGCAAACUCGCAUACUAUGGGUUUACCAAACUACUUGAACUUUUUGAAGCCAUACCCAAUAUUCUACAAGUUUUGGAAUGUGGAGAAGAAAAAAUCCUCACUUUGACGGAGGUAGAACGAUUCAAAGCUCUAGCUGCCCAGUUUGUUAAACUCCUUCGGUCCCAAAAAGAUAACUGCCUUAUGAUGUCAGAUCUGCUCACAGAAUAUGCUAAGACUUUUGGUUACACGUUUCGUCUCCAAGACUAUGAUGUCAGCUCAGUUUCAGCUUUAACACAGAAGCUCUGCCAUGUUGUGAAGGUUACUGAUACGGAAUCUGGCAAACAGAUCCAGCUGGUCAACCGCAAGUCCCUGCGCUCUCUCACUGCCCAGCUGCUGGUAUUGUUGAUGUCCUGGGAAGGAGCCACCUUUCUUUCGGUUGAUGAGCUCAAGAGACAUUAUGAAGCUACUCACAGCACUCUUCUCAACCCCCUCGAAUAUGGGUUCAUGACCCUGACCGAACUUCUGAAAAGUCUGCCUUACUUAGUUGAGGUUUUCACUAAUGAUAAGACAGAGGAGUGUGUGAAGCUCACAAGUCUGUAUUUGUUUGCCAAGAAUGUGCGGUCUUUACUUCGUACUUACCACUACCAGCAGCUUUUCCUUCAUGAGUUUUCCGUGGCCUAUUCCAAGUAUGUCGGAGAAACAGUGCAACCCAAGGCUUACGGCUUCAGUAGCGUAGAGGAACUCUUGGGAGCAAUCCCACAGGUGGUCUGGAUAAAAGGACAUGGUCAUAAGAGAAUUGUAGUGUUAAAAAAUGACAUGAAAAGUCAUUUGAAUUCAAACUGGCCCUCGGCUACUGAGCGUAUCCUGGAGGUGCCCAAGUCUUGCACAGCCAUGGAACUCAAACUUGGAGCAGGUGGUGAUGGGCCCAGUCCGACGGAGCAGGAGCUUCUCCGCCUGACCAGUGCCUCCCCCGUGGACCUACUGUGCGCGCCCGUGCCCUCCUGCCUGCCGUCCCCUCAGCUGAGGCCAGAUCCUGUCAUCCUUCAGUCUGCUGAUCUCAUUCAGUUUGAGGAACACCCUCAAGAACCUUCUGAAGUUAUGAUUUUAAACCAAGAAGAGAACACUGAACCAGUAAAUAACAAAAAGCUGACCUCCGACUCCAGCUCCUCUUGUGUCUCAGACGCUGUCCCGGCGCCUCCCUGCCCCCCCUCGGACACCCCAGAGUCCCAGCUCAGCAAGGGCCCUGUGGAAAGCCCAGCCAAAAAGCAGCCCAAAAAUAGAGUAAAAUUGGCAGCCAACUUUUCCUUUGCACCUGUAACCAAGCUUUGACUCAUUCUGAACAUAGAAGUAGGACGGGAACACUGUCUGAUUCUGCACACAGAGUGGAUUCAGAAGACACAGCCCUUGCUGUUUUAAUGAAAACCCCCUAGAAGCCACCUCCUCCAUCCUUAGCUGUAUUCCUUACGUUUCGUUUUUUUUCCAUUGAACACAGCUUGGAGCUAAAGUUUUUCUACCCCCCUCCCCCCCCCCCCCAAUGAUUUGAAAACAAAAUUCCUGGCAUUUGUUAAAGAAUUCUUAAUAUAUUUUACCAAUUUUUUCUUAAUUAUUAUGAAAUAUAAUGGUGUUCCAUAAGAAGAAAGCAGUAAGAGCUUGGCUAGAAGGAAGUAGUUUUACUUCCAGUAAGCCCCAUCAGUGGUAUCAUCCUCCAUGUAGCAUAAUAUAGUCUCUGAGCCUUUGCUUACUGAUGUUUUCAGAUGGUAUUAAUCAUAUGCAUGAUGUGUCUUGAAGCAAAGCCUGUUCAGUGGCCUGCGUGUUCACACACUGAAGGAGGGUGGGCCAGAAGUAAGAAUGUCUUUUCAGGUUGGAUAUGAAGGUUCCUGGCUUCCACGUGACUUGUAAGAGUGCCUUGUUUUUUAUUUAACUAUGUCUGUAGUUGACAAAUGCGGCUUCAUCACAGAAUUUUUUAAAUGUUUCCACUGUGGGGUUCCAUUUAGGAGCUUCUAGAAAGUUGAUGAUUUAAGCUUCCCUUUUAUGUUAAGUUCCAGUUUGACAUGCAUUAGGUAAAGGAGAAGGAGAGGGUCUUGGUGUCGUGAAUUUGAAGUCAGUGUUAGAAGUCCACACAUGAUUGUGUGUCAAGAGGCAGUGUUGGGAAGAGUGCCUCCUUCUCAGGUAUGCUGUGCAUAAAGUACAAACCAGCUGAGGGGGAGGUGCUUCCUCUGGGGCGGUACGGAUACUCUUUCCACCAGGAACACACCGAAGUUAUAUCUAAACAUAUAAAGGCCAAGGUGAUCAACUUAACUUGGUUUUUGUCCUUUUAAAGCUGGUUUUGGUAGAUGGGAAGCUCUAUGUGUAUGUGUAUGUGUUUGUGUGUCUUAACAGUGUCUACUUUAACUCGGUUACUUCUCACUGUUGGAAGCAUGUGCAGGUUUUUUUUAGUAUCUGUGUUGGUAUUUGGGAAAAGCCAACCUGUGAGGGAGCACUGCCCUAUUGAAUGACCUUCGCCCCGAGGUGGCUGAGGCAUCCGGUGACAGGUGGCCUCUCGCCCCUCCUAGAGAAACCUGACAUUUACAAUGGGUUGUAUUUGUUGGGCAAAAGGCGGGUUCAUUCAUAGAGCAGAAAGAACCUGUGGACAAAAGGUCUUCCACUAGUUAGAUGGUUUCUUUGGGGGAAAUGCUUAUAUUUUGUAAUUUCUGGAAAGCCAGAAAAUGGGCUCUGAUUUUAUAGCCAGCAUUUUAAUAAAAUGCCACAAAAUAAGGGCUAUAGAGAGAUUUUUACAAGAUAGAUGUUUGUUCCCCAAAUCUUUUCUAUGAAGCCAGUGAUUCCCAGAUCUCAAGACGUAGCCCCAAUCAAGAUGGAACUACACUGGAAAAGCCUCUGAGCGUGAUGGCACCCUGCGAUCCCGCUGGAGGCUUUUCCUCCACAGACGUAGUGGGACAGGAAGUACAAUGCAAAUGUGCAGUUUUUUAAAAGAAGCUUUUAAACAAUGGGAUAGAGUUAGUGUUGAGAACAUCAGUUGCCUUAUCCUGAGAUUUCGUAAGGCUGAGUUUGCACACUUGGACUUUAGUUUUGCUCUCAUGUAAAGAACUGUGGACUUAAAAAAAACAUAAGGUACUAUUACAAGUCACAAGGAACAGUCUCAAAGAGCAACUUCUUUGGGCAACAAAGAAGAGACUGACGUCGUAUGCAGUCAUGUGAGUGUGGUCGCACCAUUUGCUGGAGUCGCCAGUCAGCCUGGGCCACGUGUAUGACUAACAAUAGCUGUGUGAAGAUAGGACAAUACAGCGAAGUUCAUUGUGUUCCUAAUGUAUUCCACAAUGGCCAGUCCAAUUACUAUCUAUUUUUUUUAUCCAGAAGCUUAAUUAAAUGAUGUAACAAAAUGAUAUAUAAGAAUUAAGACAAUGAAAUUCUUGAUUUCUCGGUGGAAAGAUAUGCCGGAUUAGAUUUAUCUUUAAAAAAAGACAGAAGUUACCACCACAACCCCCUUCCCCGUCUUGCACUGUUUGUUUUGGAUUGGGCUUGGGGGAGAGAUGUUUUUCUUAACUGUCUAUUUUGUUUGAACACGUUUUGUGGUUCAAGUGCUGUUUUGUGUGUUGGGACCAAACAGUUGUCAAUAAACUUUACAAGCAAGCAUCCGA